Molecule: messenger RNA, 932 nt
Organism: Pyricularia oryzae 70-15
Lineage: Eukaryota; Fungi; Ascomycota; Sordariomycetes; Magnaporthales; Pyriculariaceae
Exons: 1
Coding region: 182-703 (173 amino acids)
Source: RefSeq, a predicted model, not a curated record
GCAAGGCGAAGCUGCCCGUACCACCAUGAACAAUAAACCCUGAACCCCUCUUUUGCUUCGCGAAAAGCCCAACGUGACAGCGACUCCAUGCCGCCAUAGACCAAGAAACACACUACGCCACAGAUCGGCUACUGGCCACCUUGUCAAUCCACCGUUUUCCCCAGAGCAAAAACAAAAAACAAUGGCCUUGCGAGCUCGCUGCUUGCCCAAGGACGAGGCACCGACGGCGCGAUACCAAAUCCUCCACGCAAUGCAGCGCGAAGUGUUUGGGUACCAGCGAAUCGUCUACCUCGCCGGAAGCACGACAGGCAGUGGCACGGCCGACUGGCGCGAGGCCCUGGUCGGCUCGCUCGCGCACCUCCCCGUGACCUGGGUCGACCCGUCACGACCCGAGUGGGACGAGAGUUGGCGCGAGGACUAUGACCAUGAGCCGUUUCGCGAGCACGUAAAGUGGGAGCUGGAUAUGAAGCGUCGCGCGGACCUCGUCGUCGUGCACCUUGCCGCCUCGUCUCGGCCGAGCGACGGCCUGUUGGAGUUGGGCGAGAUGGCCGGCGCCCGGAGGAGGUGCAAGGUCGUCUGCGAGAACGGGUACCAGAAGCGGGGGGAUGUGGUAAUGCUCUGCCAGCGGCAUGAAAUCGCGGUUUUUGGCAGCGUCGGUGAGCUCGCGAGGGAUUUGGCCGAGCGCGACUUGAAGGGGGUUUGAUAGGCAUCGUCGCUAUGCGACGUCCUCUGAGGCUGCUGGGGGCGAGUUCGACGGCUCGGGCGUUUUGGCGGAGCCUAUCUGUACCCAGCGGCCUUGGGCGUCUCGUGGAUGCAAGAAUCUCAUAACCAGGUGCUCCAAGGGUUUGUAGUUGAUCUCGAUGUUAUCCCAGAGCCGAAAAGAGUCCAAGUUCAGCCCCGCGCAGUCCGUUUUCUCAUCAUAAACGAGGGCG